AUGCAAACCAUAUGUGAUCACCAAUUUGUUUUCGUAACUAUUUACUUAUAAUCCUUAAUUUGAAACCAUCAUACCAUUUACUGUUAGAUGAUAUAGUUAAUUAAUAGAUAGAUAUCCUUCUGGUUAUAGAUUCACAUACAUAUUAUAGACUUUGGGCCCAAUAAAGAAAUAGCUCAGAAGACCCUUAAAAUAAAUUCAUUAAGGUUUGAAAGUUAGACAAGAAAUUUAAGACAGACAGACAUGCAUCAUAACUGGGUUAUAAUAUUCAUCAUAUAUAUAUUCUUGCUAGAUCCAGCAAGUGGUUUCACAUUUAGGUGGCCAUGGAGUAAUAAUAGUUCAUCGUCAUCGUCAAGUUCAACAGCAACAUCAUCAGAUCUAGGCACAGCAUCUGCUUCAGCUACAAAUACAGCUCAUGUGGUAACUGAAGAUGGAGUUACUACAACUUUAAAUCCAUAUUCUCCAUAUAAUACCUCCUGUCCAGAUGGGUCAUUGAUACGUGAAGCUAGUGGGAUUUCAGAAGAAGAACAAGAGUAUUUGGAAAAUAGACAUGAAAUUACCAAUCAGAAUUUAAUCAAUUUCUUCAAUAACAGAGCAAAUUUGACUGAUUUUGAUGCUGAAAGUUUUAUAAAUGAUUAUUCACAUCAACAUAACAUUACUAUUGGUUUAGCAUUUAGUGGAGGUGGUUAUAGAGCUAUGUUAAAUGGAGCAGGACAAUUACUUGCUUUAGAUGAUAGAUACAAUGCUUCAGAUAUUUAUGGUAUAGGUGGUCUCUUACAAAGCUCAACCUAUUUAGUUGGUCUUUCAGGUGGUAAUUGGUUAGUAGGACUGGUGGUGUUAAAUGAUUGGAUUUCGGUUAAUGAUAUUUUAGAUGGUUCAAUCGAAAUUUGGAAUUUAGAUAAUUCUAUUUUUAACCCUGCUGGUAUUAAUGUAUUUGAAACAUUAAGUUAUUACUAUGGAAUUCAAGAUGCUAUUGCUGCCAAAUUAAGUGCUGGGUUUGAUACUUCUAUAACCGAUAUUUGGGGUAGAGCUUUAUCUAAUCAAUUCUUUCCUGGAACAUUUGGGGGUGAAAACAUAACAUUUUCAUCAAUUCAAAAUUUAUCCAGUUUUCAGAAUCAUGAGAUGCCAUUUCCCAUCGUUGUGGCGAAUGGUAGAACUCCAGGUACAAUGAUUAUAAAUGAAAAUUCCACUGUGUUUGAAAUAAGUCCGUUUGAAUUAGGAUCAUGGGAUCCAUCAUUGAAUAGUUUUGUGGAUUUACAAUUCAUUGGAACAGAAAUGGUUAAUGGAAUACCAAACACUACAAAUUGUAUAGUUAACUUUGAUAACGCCGGUUUUGUUAUGGGAACGUCAUCGUCAUUAUUUAAUCAGGCACUUUUAAGACUUGGAGGUACCAGUUUAAAUUCUGCCAUUAAAGCGGUGUUGAAUUCAAUAUUAGGUGUGGUGAGUUAUAAUAAAGAUGAUAUUGCAGCAUAUGAACCGAAUCCAUUCUAUGGCGUUGAGCAUGCUGGAUCAGAAGCUAUUGUCCUGAAUCGAACUUUAUUUUUGGUGGAUGGAGGUGAAGAUCAACAAAAUGUACCAUUUUAUCCCUUGAUACAACAAAGUAGAUCUGUUGACGUUAUAUUUGGGUUUGAUAACUCUGCUGAUACAGAACUUAACUGGCCAAAUGGUACUUCUAUUAUGAUGACCUAUUUAAGACAAUUUUCAGCCCAAGGUAAAGGAACACCAUUCCCACCUGUUCCAGAUGUUCAAACAUUUUUAGAUCAAAAUUUGGGUGAAACUCCUGUAUUCUUUGGUUGUGAUGCUAAUAAUUUAACUGCAUUAAUUAACUAUCAUGAUAAUAAAGCGAUAAAUGAGACAGAUAUUCCCUUGGUAGUGUUAUUAUCCAAUAAUAGAAUCGUUACAAAUUCCAAUUUUUCAACGUAUAAAAUGUCAUAUAGUGAAGAUGAGAUUUUUCAGGCGAUUGAAAAUGGAUAUGAAGUGGCUUCUCAACUUAAUGUAACUGAUGAUUGGCCAGCUUGUGUUGGAUGUGCAAUUAUAAGAAGACAACAAGAGAGAUUGGGCAUUGAACAGUCUGAUCAAUGUAAGCAAUGUUUUGAUCAAUUUUGUUGGACGGGUGGUUUUGCUGAAGCAGCUCAACCAAAUGUUAAUCUAACAGUAUUUGAUUUGGCUGGUACUACAUCUACUUCAAAACCUAAAUCAUCAUCAUUAUCCACUUCAACUUCAUCUUCAUCGUCAUCGUCUUCUUCGCAUACAAGUACUAAACAUAAUGAUGCAAGUUCUACUCAAAUUGGUCAAUAUGUAUCUGUGUGGGGAAUAAUCCUCGCUUGUAUUGCCUUAAUAUAACCUCCAAAACUCAGCAUCUAAACAUUUAUUUAAAACUAUAUAUAGACUUUGAAAUACAUAAUUGUAAAAUAUAAUAGUUGCA
Messenger RNA from Scheffersomyces coipomensis, 2422 nucleotides. It is a transcript of the gene PLB5, whose product is annotated as Plb5p. Gene Ontology annotation, cellular component: cytosol; plasma membrane; intracellular membrane-bounded organelle. Lineage: Eukaryota; Fungi; Ascomycota; Pichiomycetes; Serinales; Debaryomycetaceae. Gene Ontology annotation, molecular function: A2-type glycerophospholipase activity. The record is from RefSeq and is a predicted model, not a curated record. The transcript has a single exon. Gene Ontology annotation, biological process: glycerophospholipid catabolic process. Bases 241 to 2340 code for a protein of 699 amino acids.